CGGAUAACAAUCAUAAACCAUUGAGAAAUGCUAGAGGUAGAUGGUGCUAGAUUCUAGACUUGAAUGUCAUGUAUUAUCUGUUGGGCUGGAUUGGAUUGGAAGUUGUGUGGUGGACGGACAAGCAGGGGUAAUGUAAUAGCUUGUCAUGCUGUGGGUCCUCGGCAUUUCUGCUUCUCCAUUAUUAGCAGCGAGCGUUUCGGCGUAGUAGUUUCUGAAGAGUUGGAUCUGCUUUAGGGGACAUGACGAUUAGAUGGCCAAGGAUUCUAACACCAACCCAACUCUCACAGAUCAUUCGUGAACAGAAGAACCCUCUGAAAGCGCUUGAAAUCUUUAAUCAGGCGAAGGGUAGAUAUCCAAAAUACCAUCAUAAUGGACCUGUUUAUGCAACCAUGAUUAACAUUUUAGGGAGCUAUGGCAAGCUGAGUGAGAUGAAACAUGUUAUUAGUCAGAUGAAGGAAGAUUCGUGCCGGUGCCACGAUUCGGUCUUCGCCAGUGCCAUCAAAACCUAUGCAGAGGCCAAAUUGAUGGACGAGGCGGUUUUGCUCUUCAAGAGCCUUCCGCAGUUCAACUGCGUGAACUGGACUCAAUCUUUCAAUACCAUGUUGGAGAUACUGGUUAAAGAGUCUAAGCUUGAUGAUGCAUAUCACAUCUUUCUUGAGAAUUCAAGCCGAUGGGAAGUGAAGUCUCGGACUUUUUCUUUGAAUUUACUAAUGUCUGCCCUUUGCCAAACCAAAAGAUCUGAUCUUGCGUGUCAUAUAUUCCAAGAGAUGAAUUAUCACAGCUGCUGUGUAGACAAGGAAAGUUAUAGGAUUUUGAUGAACGGACUGUGCCAAGAAAAGAUGUUUGAGGAGGCUAUUCAUCUAUUGUAUUCGAUGUUCUGGAGGAUUUCAGCAAAGGGCAGUGGUGAAGAUGUUGUGAUAUAUAGAGCACUUUUGGAAGCGCUGUGUGACAACGGGGACGUUGAUGAGGCACUCAGGAUUCUUUCAAAAGUCUUGCAGAAAGGGCUUAAGUCUCCUAAGAGACACCGCAGGCAAAUUCAGUGCCACCAUGGAGCAGAUAUCGACAGUUUAAAAGCACACAUCAGUGAAGCUUUAGUCACCGGCUUAAUUCCAAGUCACAAGAGUUACAGGGCAAUGGCAAUUGAUUAUUUUGCUGGAGACAAGAUUGAUGCAGGUAACAGAGUUUUGAGGGAAAUGUGUAAUAAAGGCUUUAGGCCAUCAGUUGAGAUAUAUGAAGCUAAAUUACUUGCAUUGUUUAGACAGCAUCGGGUCAAUGAGGCCGUGGAGGUUGUUGACCGGGACAUGCUAGGUAACAACUGUGUUCCCAACAUUAUGAUUUACAAUACUCUAAUAAAAGGCCUAUGUGAUGAAAGAAAAUCAGAUUUUGCUGUCAAGUAUCUAGAGAAGAUAUCAAGGCAGGUCUGUUGUGUUGCCAACAAGGACACUUAUGAGAAUCUAGUGGAUGGGUUGUGUCGUGAAGGAAGGUACAGACAAGCAAGUCUUGUGUUGGAGAACAUGCUGAAUAAUUCCUAUUGGCCUAAAGUUCAAACUUUUAAUGCUCUUAUCCAAGGUCUUUGCUUGGUCGAUAAUAAUUUACACAAAGCAAUUGUGCUGUUAGAGGAGAUGGUUAGUCAAGCUAAGAUACCCGAUGCUUCUGUUUGGCAGUCACUGGCAGCUUCUAUAUGUUCUGAAAAUGUUGGAAACCAUUUUCUUUAUAAACUAUUGGAAAAAUUGAGGGAUCCUGAAGUAUGACAUUUACUCUAUUUUAUGCAUCUCAUGUUACACCGCACUUGAUUUUUUCUACUAUGCAUCCUGUGUCUCACCUUAUUUUUUUGAUUGAUGAUAAGCUAAUAGUCCUCUAUGUUUUCUUUCAGUUUCAUGCAAUAAUUUGAUAUGAAACUUCAAACUUGUUCCAUUCUCGUUUGUUCUUUUAAAAUCCUAUUUUUCUCUUCCCUUAAACUAUCAUUCCUUUGUUAGCAUUCCUACACCAGAAUUCAGUGUCAUGCUUUUGUAUUAACUUCAGAAGGUCACUUUUUCAGUUUGGCGUAAAAAAAGAGGCUUCUCCAACUACUCAGGAUAUUUCUUCUCAAAUGUGAGAGAAAAAUCUGCUCAGUUUUAAAUUUAAUUAUAAUUUUCUUAGCAAUCCAUAAAAUUCCU
Molecule: messenger RNA, 2156 nt
Organism: Cuscuta campestris
Lineage: Eukaryota; Viridiplantae; Streptophyta; Magnoliopsida; Solanales; Convolvulaceae
Source: the annotation of a GenBank genome assembly